Messenger RNA from Hydatigera taeniaeformis, 465 nucleotides. The record is from the annotation of a GenBank genome assembly. Lineage: Eukaryota; Metazoa; Platyhelminthes; Cestoda; Cyclophyllidea; Taeniidae.
AUGCUCAUAGCCAUGGUGGUUGUGUUCGUGGUGUGCUGGAUUCCACUGAACGCGCUGUCAAUAUACAGCGACACCAAGCCCAACGACCCAGAAUUUGCGAUACCCUAUUUUAACGCGAUCUUCGUGACCUGCCACAUCAUUGCGAUGAGCUCGGCUGUCUAUAAUCCCUUGCUUUACGCCUGGCUUAGCGAAACCUUUCGGCGCAACUUGAAAACCCUCGUGCCACAAUGGCGAAUGAAAUCGUCCGCUGUUGGUGCUCUCGGUGCUGCUACUGCUAUUGAUGCUGCAGCAGGACCGGUGCUGAGAGCUACAGGUGCAAAUGGUAACGACUUUGCACGCAAAAACAUAGAGUCACAAACAUGCUCCGGUGGGGGUGGAUUGGAAGGUCUUCCAUUCACGCAGUUACAGGAGACAGAUCAAUUUAACUCAGCGGCGCAAAAUGUUCUCAGAGAGAGUGAACAGUGA